AUGGCCCAGGUCUACCGCGAAGCCCGGUACUCCCGGGAUUCUUCACCUUCGGGCGACGAGGGCUACAGAAGGUCAAGCUCCCGCCGUUACAAGCAUGCGCCGAGCCACAGCCACGAGAGAGUUUAUGAGCGCGAGAUUGACGUUAUCGACGAUGACCGCCAGGGUGCCCGUCUAGACGGCCGCUUCUUUGGCCGUCCCACCGGCGGCGAGCUUGUUCUUGAUCGCAGAGACGACCGUCUCUAUCCUGACCGGCCACGAUCGACCGCCGGCCAGGGCAGUACCUACGUCGAGCGCCGGUACCGAGAGACGGAGGACUGGGAUGGCGACAACAUCCCGGAUCGCGAGCGCACUGUGGUCGAGAAGCGUCUGGUUACCCGCGACGACGAUGACUACCACUAUCGUCACGAUUCCAGCCGAACCAGGGACAACGACGGAUGGGAGCGCCGUUCCUACUACGAUGCCGAGAGAGAUACCGAGGUGCGUGUGGAGAGAAAGGUAGAGCGCCGCGAGGACGGCUCCGAGGUCAUCCUGGAGCGCCGGAUCCGUGAACACAUCGAUCACGACCACGGUGCCGACGUCGAGAUCUACCGCAAGGAAACCGAGUACUACGAGCCAGCACCACAGCCGCCCAUCGUCAUCCGUCAACGUCCUGCCGAGCAAAGGAUCAUUGUUCAAGAGGCUGCUCCUCCCACGGUGGUCCUCCGUGAGCGUCGCGAUGAUUUUGCUCCCUACGUAGUCGAGGAGACCAAGGAGGAGUACAUCGUCGAGCACAUCGAUGACCACCACCCCCACAGUCACAGUCACAGCCACAGCCACAGCCGCCACCGUGACGGUCACCACCACUCGCACUCGCGCUCUCAUCACCGCCACGAAGAUGACGAAUACUACACCCGUGUUUCCCGCCGCGACGAGCGUCGCAGCCGCAGCCGCUCCUCCUCCGCCAGCCCCCACCGCAAGCGCCACAUUGCCGAGGGCGCUCUCGCCGGUGCCGGCGUCUCUGCUCUGAUCGCCUCGCGGCGCGACAAGGAAUCAGGUGAGGUAGACAAGCACCGCGGGCGCAAGAUUGUCGCCGGCGCUGCUCUAGGCGCCCUGGGCACCGAAGCCGUCCGCCGCGCCCACAGCGCCUACAAGGAACGCCACGAUGACUCAGACGAUGAGCACCGCCACCGCUCUCGCUCGCGCUCUAAUUCGCACUCCCGCAUCAAGACGGGCUUGGGCAUCGCCGCUGUGGCUCUGGCCGCUGCUGGUGCCGCCAAGUACUACGAGUCCAAGAAGGUCGAAAAGGAGGAGGCGGAGCGCGGUCGUCCUGCCCGUCGCUACAGCGAGAGUGAUUAUUCCCGCUCGCCCAGCCGCAAGCGGUCCAAGUCCCGCGCUGGUUCUGUAGCCAAGGCGGCCCUCGGUACCGCCGCCGCCGUCGGUGUUGUGCAGCACUACCGCCAUAAGCGCAGCAAGUCCCGCCAUGGCUCGCGAUCCCGCAGCUCCAGCAGCGAUCGCAGCGGACACCACUCGAAGCUGAAGACCGGAGCCGAGGUUGUCGCCGCUGGCGUAGCCGGUGCCGCAGCCAAGAAGAUGUACGACAAGCACAAGGAAAAGAAGGAGCGAUCGCGCUCGCGCCACGCCCCCGACGACUCCCGUGACCGUGAGUACUAUGACGACGAUGACGACCUCGACCACAAAUACGCUCGCCGCGAACGCAUCUAUAGGUCCAGAAGUAGGAGCAGAAGCCAAGUCCGGUCCGCAUUACCCUCUUCCUCUUCUAAUAAGAAUAACCAUGCCCAAUUCGAGAGGACCGUCGCUGAUGAUCCUGAAUUCUUAGGUUUGGUUGAGUACGGAACGAACCCCGUGCCCGUUCAGAAUGAAGAACGACAACAGCAGUCGCAUAGUAAGAGAAAGGCAGUGCUUGCUACGGCUGGAGCAGCGGCGGUUACUGCUGCUGCGGCCACGGCAGCGGCAAAACAUGAAAGACAUAAACGCGAUAAGGAACCACCGCCGACGCCACAGUUACUAUCUGCUGUUGAAGACUACGAUGAUAACGGGAUUGCCAUGGGGUACGAUUCGGCGGCGGAGGAACAGAGCGCGAGAAAGGAAGAACGUCGUCGGGAGAGGAGUACGAGGAGGAGACAGCGAGAGAGGGAGAGGGAGAGAGAUGAGGAGAGAGGUGGUGCGCUGUUGGUCCCGAGAGCGAGAGAGGAGGUGGAGGAGGAAGUUGGUUAUUACUCUGAUAGUGAGGAUAGCGAAGCGGAGAGGAUGAGAAGACGCAGGGCGAAGAGUAGGGACUCGAGGAGAGAGAGGGAAAGGAAGGAGAGCAGGAGUCCAGAGAAGAAGCCGGCGAGGAGUAAGAGUCGGUUAGGAAGGCUGGCUGCUGGCGCCGCCGCCGCGGGGGCAGCAGCUAUUGGGAUUAAGAAGUUGGGUGAGAAUAAUAUCGAUAAGAAAGAAAAAGAAAAGGAAAGGGAGAAAGAGAGAGAAAGGGAGAAAGAGAGAGAAAGGGAGAAAGAGAGAGAAAGGGAGAAAGAGAGAGAGAGAGAGAAAGAGAGAGAAAGGGAGAAGAGAAGGGAUAGGGAGAUAGAGAGAGAGGAGAGGGAGAUUGGGCUGGAGGAGAGACGAAGCAGUAGGGAUAGCGAUAGAGAGAGGAUGGAAAGACAACGGGAGAGGGAACGGGAACGUCGACGCUACGAGGAACAAACCGCUCCAUCCGACCCUUACUACAAGCAGCGGCAACCCUCGCCUCCUCACGCGUCAGGCGGAUAUCCCCCAGUACCUCCUACACCUCCUGCUAUCGCCUCUGCUGCCGCUUCUGUUCCGACAGCUACACCACCACAACUACAGCCGCAUCGCUUGUCAAAUGGGUUCACGCAGCUUCCGAACAUCAACUUCACUGACGUGAAUAAUAUCCAAACUCCAUACCCGAUGGGGCCGGAGACGAUGCCGAUGCCUGUACGGGGACCAGCACCAGUUCGACAACAACUGAUCCAGCAACCACAGCAGCGAUAUGAACCAUACAAUCCACGAGAAUACGUUGCUAACUAUCCUCCCCCUCCAGAUCCUGAAGUACCAUCGGUACUUGUCCCGGGCAAAGGCGCUUCAGCUACUGCAGCACAACCACCUCCCGCUUCUGCUCCCCAUGGAGUUCCUCCCCCGCAAGAAGUUCCCCCAGCACUGAGGGCUCCCCAAGGGGUACCCGCUUCGCUGAUGGUGGGUGCGCCAUCGCAUCUCUCGCAGUCGCAGUCGCAGUCGGUGAUUGGGAGGAACCGUCUUGAAGAUGUGAGUAUCAGAUCUUCUAGAGAUAUGCCAAGGUCCCCUACUACGGGUUUGGGUGAUGAGAGGAGCAGGAGGGAAGGCCGAGAAGAACGCCGCCGCCACCGCUCGAUGCACAUGUCUAGGUCAAGGCCUAGGCGGUCGAGAGGUGCUGGUGUUGUUGAUGUCGGUGCCGAUAGUGGCAGCGGCAGUGGCAGUGGCAUGAUAAGAGAGAAGGAUGGUCUAGGUCUAACCACCACUCUCCACCCUCCCACACCAACCGACUCUUCCUUUUCCUCUUCUUCUUUCUCAGAACCCGAGUCUCCCCACACACCAAGUUCUACCCCCAAAGAGAAAUCAGUAACCUUCAUCCCCCUCUCCCCCAAAUCCUCUCAAACCCUCCAGCGCCACCACGAAGAGCAAAUGGCCAAAGAAACCGCCAAGCGCAUCACCUCGGGCUCGGGCGUCGACCCCGAUAAAGAUACUUCUGACAUCUCGGACUUUGAAGACCGUCUCGACAGAGAACUCAACGCUUUGGUGCCCGCUAAAUACCGCUCCUCUUCUACCCCUGUCCCUGCUCCUGAAUCUUCCUCCUCCAACGCUUUAUCUCGCCGUGACCGCCCUCCUUCAGCCCGUCACGAAGACAACUCCAACUCCACCUCCGACAGCGACGCAACCCUCGAAAUCCUACCAGACCGGUUCACACCCGACGGCCAACCGUUGGAUUCUCGUGAUCCCCGCAAUGGUAAACUCUACUCCUCUAGAAGAGGCGAGUUCAUCUACCAUGAUCACCACGGGAACGGACUCAAGCAAAUAGCUGGUACGGGACAAUGGGGAGUCAGCGGGACGGACGCGCAGGCGGUAGACAGGAUCGUGAGGAAGGUGGAGGGGGUGUUGGAGGGCAAGGGAAGUUGGACGGGGUUGGUCAUGGGGUUGUUGAGUGGACGGUUGAUGGAUGGUAGUGAGGUGGGAGUGGGAAGGGGAAGGGAGGUUGAAAGUACGAGGCCGAAGAGGAGGAGCAGGAGGAGGAUGGGGAUGGAGAUGGCGAAACUUGGGGUUUAA
Neurospora tetrasperma FGSC 2508 is the source of this 4296-nucleotide messenger RNA. RefSeq lists its product as uncharacterized. NCBI's taxonomy places the organism in Eukaryota, Fungi, Ascomycota, Sordariomycetes, Sordariales, Sordariaceae. The transcript has 3 exons. The record is from RefSeq and is a predicted model, not a curated record. The coding region runs from base 1 to 4296 and encodes 1431 amino acids.